Messenger RNA from Aspergillus pseudotamarii, 1621 nucleotides. Its product is annotated as carbon-nitrogen hydrolase family protein. Gene Ontology annotation, molecular function: hydrolase activity, acting on carbon-nitrogen (but not peptide) bonds, in linear amides. The transcript is spliced from 2 exons. NCBI's taxonomy places the organism in Eukaryota, Fungi, Ascomycota, Eurotiomycetes, Eurotiales, Aspergillaceae. The record is from RefSeq and is a predicted model, not a curated record. The coding region runs from base 129 to 1067 and encodes 312 amino acids.
GGGGAAGCUAAUGUACUACUACUAAGCAGGCCCAGGCUGGGGGUCUCGCAUAAGACGUUAGCUAUCACCACCUUUCCAUUCUAUCGCUAUCAGAUCCCCGUCGUUGCCUCGUCAUCCUCUCACUCAUCAUGCCGCCGCACUACAAGAUAGCUGUCAUUCAGCUGUAUGUCAAACCCCUCAAACCGGCCGACAACUUCGCCCGGGCGGUGCAAUUCAUCCGCGAGGCCGCUGCCCAGGGUUGUCAUUUGGCCGUGUUGCCAGAAUUCCACUUGACGAACUGGAUUCCGACCGAUCCGAGAUUUGCCGCCUUGUGUGAUGACUGGGAGAACUACGUGCAUCGGUAUCAGGCGCUAGCCAAAGAGUGCAAUAUCUGUAUUGUACCGGGGUCCAUCGUGCGUCCUGUACCAGCAUCUCCACAAGCAACAUCGGCCUCAUCCACAGAACCCGCCAGCAAACCCACCCCAGCCUUGGAGAAUGUCGCCUUCUUCAUCUCCAACACAGGCGAGAUCCUGGGCUCCUACGUGAAAAAGAAUCUUUGGGGUCCUACCGAGCGAACGUAUCUUCGCUCCUCCGGCGACAGCCCGCACCAAGUCAUCUCAACCCCCUUGGGCCCUGUAGGCCUCCUCGUGUGCUGGGAUCUGGCCUUUCCUGAAGCCUGGAGAGAACUGGUAUCCCAGGGAGCCAAGAUCAUCAUCGUGCCAACCUUGUGGACCCGCAGCGGAGCCUCCGAGGCUGGCCAUCGUCAGAACCCAUCAGCGCCAUCCCUAUUUCUCGAUAGUAUUCUGACCGCGCGCACCUUUGAAAAUACUUGCGCGGUGGUCUUCGCCAAUGCAGGUGGGCCACCAGGCAGGAACUACUGUGGCCUUUCCCAAAUCAACAUCCCCUAUGCUGGUCCGCUGGUUCGUUUGGGCACUUCCGCCGAAGGCAUGGCCGUCGCCACUCUGGAUUUAGCGGUGCUAGAGGAAGCGGAAGCAAACUAUGCUAUCCGGAAGGAUCUAACAGACCCUUCCUGGCAUUACAGACACACCCAAAGAAUUCCUGCCGAGCCUUCGAAAGGGAAAUUAUAGAUCAGUCAACAGAUCAGAUGUAGACCUUGUUUCAACCAACUACCUAUAGAUAUUUCCUUGUGUUGGAAUGUGAGGAAUGAUGCUGGGAGCGUCAAGUGAGGAGGGUGUUUCAUAAUUCUUGGAACUAACAACAUCCCGGGCUGUGGCUACGCGCUUCAGAGGGGAGGAGAAACAAAGAAUCAGGAGAAAGAGGCGCAUAGUGCUUGUCCUGAUGGGCCUUGGUAAGGGUUGGUCUGGGCUGUAUCAUGACGAGACAUAGUGAUACCAUGUAACAGUCCCACUAGCCGAAAUUACGAACCCUUACCAUACCAGCCCUAAUAUUUGUCUAUAUGCCAUGAUGCUACCUUCGCAGCUUUCAAUCGGAUGACCCUAUCUGAUGGAGGAUAUUCUGAUCCCGAUUAGCAUCAUGACACCUGAGGCAGGUCCUUACACCGUGCACCCAUUACUUCGUUCUUCCUUUAUUGUCGUCUUCUGGACGGUUGCAAGCGUUGCUAUUCAGAGAACGGUGAUACCUUAAUUCAUGAUAGAGCAUCAAAAUCGACCAUUGUUAUUUA